AGGGAGGAGGUCAUGCAGGGCAUUCAUUGCAUACGCAUAGGACAAACAAAUAUUACUCCACUAAAGAUGUACUAUAAGAUUGCAUGUCUGCCAAAUGAUUGCUGCAGCAAAUUAGAGGAUCAGUAAAAGGCUAGAGUGACCAGUACCAAAUGAGAUGAGAUUUGAGUGGGAUUCUUUACUCUGGAGACACAUAGUGCUCUUAAUAUUGACACCCACAUGCCUUACAUCUCGUUAUCAAGAUGCAGUCCCAAGAUUGUUUUCACUGGAAGUUGUAUCUUCAACAGAGGGCAUGAUGCUCAAAAAAAUUUGUUCUCUUGGAGAUUGUUCUUCUUAUACUACACCCAGUUAUGUUUAUCAAGAUUUGCAGGCAUCCAUAAUUUAUCCACAUGGAAACCAAGACCACACCAGUCAAAAGGAAAGGUGGGAACCAGGAAAAAAUGAUGGAAUAGUCAUACAAGUGAUGAAUGAAGUAACUCUGGUGAAUCUCAUUACAAAAACAUUUAAUACUUGGCAUCCAUUUACCUAUGCCAAGUACUUAGUAUGGUGGUUGGAACAAGUUCAACCAGGGCGUGUUGUAACCAUGGCCAUUCACAGGUCAGGCACUGCUGGCCUUGGUCCAGCUAUACCAUUUUUUAUUAGUCUUGGCUCAGUUUUAAUACCCUAUGCACCUCCUAAUGCACUUUGGAUAUGGGUGUUCAUCAAAGGUGGAAAAACUUUACUUGAAAGUGUUUCAUUUAAUUCAAAGUCUUUUCAGCAGGCAAAUCUUUCAGCCCAUAUAUAUUUACAUAGUCUCCAGGCACCCUGGUAUAGCCCUGAAAAUUUAAAAAGUUCUGUUCAUUCAUAUAUAUGUAGUACACAUGCAGCAAUAAGAUAUGUAUGUGAUGAUGAAUAUCUUAGGGGAAUUUUGGCUAAAAGAAAUUUAAACAUUAAUACCCACAAGACUGGGAUAUUACUAUGUGCUGGAGGAAAUAUCCAACAUCUAGUAUACACGCUUCACCAUUUAUUCAGCAAUCCUGAAAUAACAAAGUCAAUGGUCUUAGUAACUGUUGGCACAGAUUACCUCACAGGAAAACCCAAUUCAUCUAUUCUGUCACUCUUAGAUAUCUUAAAGAUAACAUAUAAAAUUAUCCAUGUUCCACGUGGUGCACCUUCCAUUAAUCAUCACCUAUUUAGUUAUUAUCAAAAAUCAUGGGAAACAGCAGUUGCCACCUUUCCUGAAGCUAAAUAUCUUGCAUUUCUUGAUGAAGAUGUAGAGGUGUCAAACGACUGGUUUGCCUUGCUUAUGGAUGUUGCUCCUGCUCUAGAAAAAGAUUCUUCUUUGUGGUGCGUCUCUGGAACAACUGUUUCUCAUCGUUUUAUUUACGGUGAUCCACAAACAUUGUUGCGUGCUUCACGACAACCAGGCUGGGGCUUUCUCUUCCAAAUGAGUAGUGUAAAAGAAGCUGUUUCAUUAUGGCCAAAAUACUCUAAUGUAUCUGUUCUUUAUGACAACUUUUUAUUUCAAGUGUUAGCCAAAGGUCGUGAGUGCAUUUACCCUACUCUCAGUAGGGCACGUCAUUAUGGUGUUGGUGUUAACACUGUUCCACAGAUCCACCAGUUAUAUUUUUUGGAUUUGCCCUUGUAUAAUGGUAAGCAUAUCAGACUUCCACCUAUUGAUACUCUCACUUGGGAUUCCUAUGAGAAGAGAGUGACGCAACAGUUGCAAAAAGCUGUACCCCUUACAAGGGAACCAUGCGCCCCAGGAUUUUUAAUGCCUUCUGAUUUUGAAUUUGCAACAGAUUAUGUUUUUUAUUUCUACAUGGAUAGCUUAAGUGAAGCACCUGAAUGGACAAUUUUGGCUGAAUGUGUUGGUGCCUGGCCUUAUUCAACACAAGGGAUGCAUAGGGGGAGUGUUGAACUUCCACAGCAUGGUGGAGGAUCAUUAUGGCUUGUGGGAGUUCCCUUCUCUCCAUAUAGUUCAUUGAAACCAUCUCAUGUGCCUGUAUGGAGACCUGAGGUUAAUGAGGCCUAUUUAACCAAACAGAUGAUGUUUAUAUCUUCCCUGUAUUUGCAAACAAAUUCAGGUAACAGAACUAUAGAAAAGGCUGAAAUGGACAUAUUCCAAAAACAUAGUUAAAAAUUUUAUGUUUGGCACCCAUGGUUAACCCUUUAACGCCGAUUGGACAUAUUAAACGUCGAUAAAAAUUGGCUGUCGGGUGCCGAUUGGAAGUAUGGUACAUCGAUAUAAAGAUGCAAUUGUAAGCUAAAACUCUUAAAUUCUAGUAAUAUUCAAUCAUUUACCUUUAUUUUGCAACAAAUUGGAAGUCUCUAGCACAAUAUUUCGAUUUAUGGUGAAUUUAUGAAAAAAAAAAAAACAUUUUCCUUACAUCCGCGCAGUAACUCUUCCGAAAAAAAACAGAAAUUUUUUCGUCCGAUUGUUGUAAUGUUUGCACCAUUUUAAAUUAGCCGUUACAUAAAGUUUUAUAUAUGAAAAUGUGCGCAAUUUUAUGUAAAAUACAACAAAAAAC
Macrobrachium nipponense is the source of this 2507-nucleotide messenger RNA. Its product is annotated as protein O-linked-mannose beta-1,2-N-acetylglucosaminyltransferase 1-like. NCBI's taxonomy places the organism in Eukaryota, Metazoa, Arthropoda, Malacostraca, Decapoda, Palaemonidae. Gene Ontology annotation, molecular function: beta-1,3-galactosyl-O-glycosyl-glycoprotein beta-1,3-N-acetylglucosaminyltransferase activity. Bases 155 to 2116 code for a protein of 653 amino acids. The transcript has 3 exons. Gene Ontology annotation, biological process: protein O-linked glycosylation via N-acetylgalactosamine. The record is from RefSeq and is a predicted model, not a curated record. Gene Ontology annotation, cellular component: Golgi membrane.